CAAAAAUGGCAGAAGUCAAUAUUUUGAGAGAGGCAGAUUCGACGUGAAAUAAAAACAAACAGCGAGUGAACGUGAAGUUUUGACAUUUGGUGAUGUUCAAGAAAUUAUUAGAGCGCAUCACUAAGGUAAUGGGACAAGCUCACACCACAGUUCAUGAGAAUCUCUUGAAGUAUGGUGGAAUACUUGGACAGUUGACAGUUCUUAGGUAUCAAGAUUUUCUGCAUGCAAUAUGUGAACUCAAUGAAAUAGCUGGUACAUUGCAUGAUUCUCAAGGUAAGAAGUUACAGUUUGAAGUAAAAAGAGGAACCGACAAUACAGUGUUGUGGAAAAGCACAGUGAGGGUUAGAUGUAAAAAAUUGAAUAAUGAAAAUCAGGUGGAACUUACACGCAUUAUGAAUUUACAUCAGUUUGUACAACUUUACAAUUCAAUAACACGGUGUGUCACAUCAUCACACGAUGAGGAAAGUCAAGCACAGGAAGGCACAUCACAAAUGCUAACAGGACCUUUAGAAGCAUCAGCCAUAUUAAAAACUAUUGGUGGAUUUGAAAGUGACAUAUCUGAGUGUUGUAUAUGUAUGGAUGCCAGGACGGAUAUCAUACUCACAUGUAAUCACAUGUACUGUGAGAAAUGCAUUGACAAAUGGAAUGUGAAUCAUCAUCAGUGUCCAAUAUGCCGACAAGAGAUUAAAAACAAAGAAGAGCCGUGGGUGCUGCCCGAAAAACCUGAUGACGAGGAAGUGGCAAAGUACUUGAUUGGGGUAGCUGAUAAAAUGGGACAUCAGGAACCUAAUGUUAGACCAGUUUAACAGAACAUGCUGCCUGAGUGUCUUAAUUCUCACACCUCACGCCAAAUAACAAUAAUCUUUUACAGUGACGUGUCUGUGAAUCUUGCAGUUCAUAAGUCAUGUGUAAUUUAUCAGAUUACUGCUUUUAAUUGCCUUUGUGGUACUAGGUGCAUACAAGCAAGCAAACAGCACUGGAAACAAAAAUCAGUUUUCUGAAUGAAUACAUGCAUGUUACGAAAAUAUCACCAUGUGUGUACUCAUUUGACACCACAAAGGUAAAUGUUUGCUCAGUAUUGCAUGUAUACACACAUAAAAAACGAGAAGACAUGGUCUUUUUGACAAAGUGCAAAUGGCUAAGACAAGUGUUAUUUGAGGUAUGUGUUGGGAUUAAAAUUGGUACUGUAAAAAUAAUAGGUCAAAAAAUGAAACUUAAAAUGGGGGGGGGGGGGUUAAAGGCGCAGAAUAUGGUGCAACUAGGGGGUACACAAUGUUUUAUUUCGGGAUGUGCGUCUGCUCAUUGAUAUGGCACAAAAUACCAAUUUUGAUCCCCACACAUACAUCGUUAUUUUAAUACAGUUAGAAUGCUUGUGUGUUCUCUAUCACUGGUUACUAUCGGGAUUUAGGACCCUUCUUCAUUUCCUUCUGUUAUUAUUCACUACAUUAUUCUCAUCUCUUGUAUUACUUACUCCGAAUUUAAAUUUGAAAACUAAUCAGUGCUGGCUGAU
Molecule: messenger RNA, 1510 nt
Organism: Saccoglossus kowalevskii
Lineage: Eukaryota; Metazoa; Hemichordata; Enteropneusta; Harrimaniidae
Product: RING finger protein 141-like
Biological process (GO): protein autoubiquitination
Molecular function (GO): ubiquitin-protein transferase activity
Source: RefSeq, a predicted model, not a curated record